Pyrenophora tritici-repentis Pt-1C-BFP is the source of this 969-nucleotide messenger RNA. RefSeq names its product HemD, Uroporphyrinogen-III synthase. Gene Ontology annotation, molecular function: uroporphyrinogen-III synthase activity. NCBI's taxonomy places the organism in Eukaryota, Fungi, Ascomycota, Dothideomycetes, Pleosporales, Pleosporaceae. Gene Ontology annotation, biological process: uroporphyrinogen III biosynthetic process. Gene Ontology annotation, cellular component: cytosol. The record is from RefSeq and is a predicted model, not a curated record.
AUGGACGCCCAGCUUCAUUUGCCAAACGACAGGAACCGUGGAAUGGCGGAGAAAUCGCGGGGCAAGACCCCAAUCUUGCUCUUGAAGACAAAAUCAGUGCCAACGGAUGCCUACGAAGAGCUGUUCCUCACCCUCGACAACGGCCGCUAUGCACCUGUCUUUGUGCCUGUCUUGGAGCACAGGUUCAAGCGAGAUGCCCUAAGUGAGGUACGCCGCCAUGUAACCAGCCGAGGCUUCGUCCCACAAGCCCAACAGGGUCUUGCGACAUAUGGUGCCCUAAUCUUCACUUCGCAACGCGCUGUCGAAGCCUUCAGUGCUGUCGUCGAGGAGAUCCGGAACGAAGGAGCCCUUGACAUUGACGACCUCCUUCCAGAGAGCCUGCCGCUGUAUGUCGUCGGUCCCGCCACAGCGCGCGGUCUACGGUCGCUGGGGCUCAAAUGUCCGAUCCUAGGCGAGGAAACCGGUAAUGGUGAAGCCCUGGCCGGCUUUAUCUUGAGGCAUUACAACGCCAUGCACCCGGAUACUUUGAACCCGCCCGUACUGUUCAUGGUUGGCGACAAGAGGAGGGAUAUAAUACCGAAGACUCUACAAGCACCAGAGCUGGAGCCCAACAUGAGAGCUAGAGUGGAUGAACUGGUGAUAUACGAGACUGGAGAGAUGCAAUCUUUCAAGCAAGACUUUACAGCCAUCUGGCGCAACAAUGCAGAACAAGGCUCAAAUCACCAAUGGGUUGUUGUGUUUUCGCCAAGUGGGUGUAAAGCGAUGCUGGAGAGUCUGGGGCUUUUGGAUCCAGAGACAGGGCGCACGAAAUCUGUUACUGAUCCGAGAGACAUCCUGAUAGCGACCAUCGGACCGACUACUCGUGACUACCUGAUACAAGAGUUUGGUUUCACUCCAGAUGUAUGUGCUGAGAAACCAAGUCCCGAGGGUAUAGCAGAAGGCAUCAGAGCCUUUAUCGAAAAGUACUAG